UAAUCGGACAGUAAAUCGUCAACCAACAACAACCUGAGACAGUAAAAAAGAGAGAAAUAACAGAAAACCAGUUUUAAACAAUAACAUUGCCUAAUUGUGUCCGCCGGAGAUGCUUAAGCGUGCCGCGAAGCUGCAGGCCUUGACCACAAUUCCCGCUGAUAAGAGAGAACUCAAGGGGUUGGCUUUUGGUUUGUUUUGUCUCUUGCAGGCAGCACAGCGAUACGGAAGCAACAAUUGAAACGUCCAGAACUCCUCCUCCCACGAGUAUUUAAAUUCUGACACAAGAGUGCCUGAACCAAAAUCCCACUCACCGAAUGCUGGUGCUUUGAUUUGCAACUGUUCCUAGGUUCCGGCUGAAUCCCUAGAUUUGCGGAUCUACGCAACUCAUUCACUCAAAAGCCAGCCGAAUUUAUCGCGCCAGAUUAAACAAACAGAAACAAAAAACAGAAGCCGAGACCAGUUCCACAUCGUGCCAUUUUUAUCUGGGCAUAUAGGCAGACGUGAUUACGUGAUUAGUGCGGCUGGGGCUGCCGUUUAUCAAUAGCGAGAGCAACAAUGGUUUCCUACUUCGUACCUCGUGGCCGCUUCCUGCUGAAGGCCGGCAAUCUCAGACAGGUGGUGCAGCAGCAGCAUCAGCCGGCCCAGCUACAGCUGCAGCCCAUUAAAGGACCACAGCCGCAGGCUCAGAAUGCCAGUCUGCCGGUGGCCCGUCACUUGCGCCAAUUCUCCUCGAAUCCAGCCUCCAAGGAGGCACCAUUACACCACCGGCGCCCGCAACAUAAACAACAACCGAAUCCUAGUCAGGAGUUAGCUCAGAUUCGGCGCAAUAUACUCUCACGGUGGACGGGCUUCCUGUUGCGUUGGGCUCCCAUGGGCAUCUGUGUGUUUGGCGCCAUCGAGUGGCAGUUGCAGAAGAACCGCUGCGAAAAGGAAGGAAAACCUCGGACAGCGUCCGAGCUCCAGUCGCGCAUUUACUGCUCCCUGCCACUGCGCAUAAUCAGCCGUUGCUGGGGCUGGCUGGCCGCUUGCUACUUGCCUCCCAGUCUGCGUCCCUACGUCUACGGAUGGUAUUCCAACACGUUUGAUGUUAAUUUGAGCGAGGCCAUGUAUCCGGAGUAUGAGCACUACAAUAGUCUGGCUGAGUUCUUUACCAGGCCACUUAAGGAGGGCGUUCGUGUCAUCGAUCAGCAGGCUCCACUGGUCUCCCCCGCCGACGGUAAGGUUCUACAUUUUGGCAGCGCCUCGGACUCGCUAAUAGAGCAGGUCAAGGGUGUUAGCUACAGUAUCGAGGACUUCCUUGGCCCGCUGGAGACUGUGGAGCAGGCAAAUUCCGGUGCCUCCUAUGCCCAGGCCCUCAAAAAGAAGAGCGAUGGUUCUACGGAGCUGUACCAGUGCGUGAUAUAUCUGGCUCCCGGAGAUUACCAUCGAUUCCACUCUCCUACCGCUUGGAAGCCCACCAUUCGUCGUCACUUCUCCGGCGAACUGCUGUCCGUGAGCCCCAAAGUUGCCGGCUGGCUGCCUGGUCUGUUUUGCCUCAACGAACGUGUGCUGUACAUGGGCCAGUGGAAGCACGGAUUCUUCUCCUACACCGCCGUGGGUGCCACAAACGUGGGAUCCGUCGAAAUCUACAUGGAUGCCGAUCUGAAGACGAACCGUUGGACUGGAUUCAAUGUCGGCAAGCAUCCGCCCAGCACCUACGAGUACGAUGAACUGGUCUUGAACAAAGAACUAACAGAAGCGCCCAAGGAAUUCGGCAAGGGGGAUCUGGUGGGCCAGUUCAAUAUGGGCAGCACCAUAGUCCUGCUCUUCGAGGCGCCAAAGAAUUUCAAAUUUGAUAUUAUCGCCGGUCAGAAGAUCCGCGUUGGCGAGUCCCUCGGCCACAUCGUCGGCUCCAAAUGAAAAUGGGAGCCACAAUUAUGUACCGAAUCAGUGCAAAGUCCUGUCCCCCAACUGCUCAGAUCACUUGUUGUAUUAGCAUUAGACGCUCGUGUCCUAGGCAAAUGUAUUUUGUGAACAUCCUGCGAAGCUAACUCUGUGUAUUGUUGCCAUUUCAGUAGUUUUAAGCUAUAUUUUAUACAAUAAACGUCGAAUUAUAUUUGAG
Messenger RNA from Drosophila melanogaster (fruit fly), 2101 nucleotides. RefSeq names its product phosphatidylserine decarboxylase (gene Pisd). The coding region runs from base 556 to 1899 and encodes 447 amino acids. The record is from RefSeq and is marked reviewed. Gene Ontology annotation, cellular component: mitochondrion; mitochondrial inner membrane. Lineage: Eukaryota; Metazoa; Arthropoda; Insecta; Diptera; Drosophilidae. The transcript is spliced from 2 exons. Gene Ontology annotation, molecular function: phosphatidylserine decarboxylase activity. Gene Ontology annotation, biological process: phospholipid biosynthetic process; phosphatidylethanolamine biosynthetic process; protein autoprocessing.